Messenger RNA from Lotus japonicus, 733 nucleotides. RefSeq names its product stigma-specific STIG1-like protein 1. NCBI's taxonomy places the organism in Eukaryota, Viridiplantae, Streptophyta, Magnoliopsida, Fabales, Fabaceae. The transcript has a single exon. The record is from RefSeq and is a predicted model, not a curated record. The coding region runs from base 118 to 618 and encodes 166 amino acids.
UUCCUCAAGAAAACAAACAAACAAGCACAUAGAGAAAGUUAACAAUACAUUCUCUCCUCUUUGAAUCCUCCAACUCUCUAGUACCUCUACUAGCUACCUCUUGCAACUCACAAAGCCAUGGGGUUCCUAAAAGUGAUAUUCAUCAUAGCAACAACAAUGGCUUUGUCCAUUGCAGCACUUGUCACAAUGAAAAGCAUCACCACUGAAGGGGAAGCAAAACCAUUUGUUCCAUCACAAAAGCAAGUACCAUUUGCCCAUGAGAAAAAUAUACUCCUUCCUUCAAAGAGGGUGAAUCGGUUUCUCGCUCAAAAGCCAGCAUAUCCUUACCCUUAUCCUGAUCCUUCCAAUUAUCCGGUUGUCCAUUGCCAGAAGGACAACGAGAUUUGUGCCUCAUUGAGCAACAGCUAUUACAACUCCACUUGCUGCAACAACAAGUGCAUGGACGUGAGCUAUGACAAGCAUAACUGCGGCGCGUGCAAGAAAAAGUGCAAGUACACCACCACAUGUUGUAGAGGCCAAUGUGUUGAUAUCAACUUUGACAAGAGGCAUUGUGGUGCCUGUAACAACCGCUGCGAAACCGGUCAGUACUGUACCUAUGGAAUGUGUGGUUACGCAUGAGGACUGAGGCUCACUUUCCCAUAUUUAUCUAACUAUCUAUAGUGUUUUAUUAUACUAUGAGUUUUAUAUGAUUUAUUAAAAGAGAUUCAAUUAAGUAAACCACACUUGUAAACGA